GUUUCUACCCGGAGAACCUCAAUGCACGGACCCAAACCGGAAACGUGAAGCUCGUAAACAAAGCGCCGAUGAGCGAAUUAACGUGAAAUAUCUCCGCUGUGUUUCCACUGAAGAUGAGAAACGCAGACGAGAAGUUGAGUCAAACGCGUAAAGCUCAGAUUCUCGGAGAGUUCGUGACCGAGCGACUCGCCGCCGCCUCCCGGGAGAUCCUAGCGGCGGUGGAGAGGACCGUGUCCGGGUACGAGGAGGAGGCGGCGGGCUUCAGGCUGGAGGUGGAGCGGCAGAGGAGGCAGCUGGAGGCGCUGCUGCAGCCGCGGGUCAAGCUGCAAAGAGCCGGUGUGAAGCGACGCAGGAUCCUCAGCCACGCCGACGAAGAGGAGGCUGAGGAAGAGAAACUGGAAGAUCUGAAGAACCAAACUCCAUCAAGACCUCAGAGGAAGUCCGUCAGUCCUCAGGCCAGUGAAACCCAGAACCACGUGCACCUCAGGAUCCGCAUCCUGGACGACCCGCAGACUGAUGUUCUUUCAAAAAACGUUCUGAAGAAAUGUCCGAUGCUGAAGCUGAAGUGUCCUCGUGGUCUGGAGCAGUCGGACUUCCUGGACCUGCUGAGGCGCACCUUCCCUCAGCUGGCGACAAACGAUAAACCUCUGGACAUCUUAACGUCCGACAGGGGACGUAAGUUACGAUGUCUGAAGCUGAAGACGGUGACGCCGGAGGAGCUCCACAGAAACAUCAGCCGUGCAGGACGAGGGACGUCAACGCUUUUCAUCAGACCCAAGGCUCGAACAGAACCUGAGGCGAGCGAGGAAGAAAUUCAACCACUACGGAGGAAAGACGACGGCACCAGAGACUCGUCAUCCACCGCCGCCGUGUUGAUGUGUGAUGACGUUGCACCACAAACAAGCGGUCGUGUUCAGGAGGCAGACGUUGUAUCCGGCGGUUCAACGUUACAACAGCAAGACCUUCGAACAGAGGAUGAGGACGACGAUGUUGACGAUGAGGAUGAUGACGAAGCUCAGGACGCUGUGUGCCGCCCUGCAGCUGAGAGUGAACGAGACGCUGAUGACGACGACGAUGAUGAUGAUGAAAUGGAAGAAGAGGGAGAACAGGUGAACGACAGCGAUGACGACUGGAAACCAGUAGAGGGCGACGAGGUGCUGAGGGACAGCGACGGCGAAACGCAGACGACAAAGAAACACAAGAUCGAUAGUUCUGGAGUCGAGACUGAAAACAGCGACGCCGCUCUCUCUUGUCACGUCUGCGGAGCUCUGCUCAAAUCAGACGCCUCCUUCGUGAAACACGCCUGGAGUCACGUGGAUGAUCCAGGAAGUGUUUGCGGCAUGUGUGGAGAGUGUUCAGAGACCGACGAGGCGCUGAAGCAUCAUCUACAAAGUCUCCACAAAACCGACGACUGUCACAUCUGUGGUGAAUCUUUCCUGAGCAAGCUCGGCCUUGACGAGCACGUGGCGGCCCACUCAGGGGAGACGCCGCACAGAUGUGAUGUGUGUGACGCUGCUUUUGCGUUGAAGGUGUCUCUAGAGAAUCAUCAGAAAUGCCACAAGGAGGCGAAGCUUCACAAAUGCUUCACCUGCCACAAAGUGUUCAAACUGAAGGAGCAGCUAAAAGCUCACCGCCGCACUCACGCCAACAAGAAGACGCACCUCUGCGGCGUCUGCGGCAAAUCCCUCAGCAACUACAGAUCGUUAUCUCGCCACAAAAUGACGCACUCCGCAGAACGACCUCACGGCUGUCAGGUCUGUGGCAGGAGCUUCAAACUCAUCGGGACGCUACGACAACAUGAGAAGAUUCACACGGACAGAGAGAGAUCGUACCUCUGCGACGUUUGCUGCAAAAUGUUCCUGACGAGCUUACAGCUGGAGAACCACAUGAGGACGCACACCAACGAGAAGCCGUACAACUGCGGCGAGUGCGGCAGGAGAUUCAGCACCAAGGGAUCGCUGACCGUUCACAUGCGGGUCCACACGGGCGAAACGCCGUACCGCUGCCCGGCCUGCGGCUGGGCCUUCAAACGCAAGACGAACCUGGACAACCACAUGACGGUGCACUCGGGCGUCAAAGCGUACGUCUGUGGCAUCUGUGGGAAAGGGUGCGCUCGCAAAACGCACUUGACUGUUCACAUGAGGACGCACAACGGUGAGCGACCUUACAAGUGCACGCUCUGCGACAAAGCGUUCACUCAGAGCCACUGUCUGAAAACACACAUGAAGAGCCACCUAGUGGCAGAAAGUGUGACGUAGAACAAACAAACUCUGUGUUUGUCUCGGUUCAUGAUGAUGAAAUGUAAACAGCUUGUUCGCUGCAUGUCUCUAAUAAAACCUUCAGAUUCUCA
Molecule: messenger RNA, 2350 nt
Organism: Hippoglossus stenolepis (Pacific halibut)
Lineage: Eukaryota; Metazoa; Chordata; Actinopteri; Pleuronectiformes; Pleuronectidae
Product: zinc finger protein 436
Exons: 6
Coding region: 114-2258 (714 amino acids)
Source: RefSeq, a predicted model, not a curated record